AUGAAGUCACCCGGACAUGUGCUCUCAUUGAAGAUUCGUGAGUUCUUCCGCGAAACUGGAAUUCUCGUCUACAGGCACCCGGCACCAUUUUUCUGGAUUCCGGUCGCUUUAUCGGUGUUCGCUGCUUUUGGUCUUUUGCGAUUCUAUGAAGAAAAUCGAAUAUGGUAUUUGUACAGUCCAAGUGGAGCGGAUUCGCAUUACGAGCACGCUGUCGCCAAUGAGUUUUUCAACGAUCGCGGCGGAAAGUUUUGGCUUGAGGUGACGAUAACUGCAAAAGAUAUGGAUAAUCUUCUACGGAGAGAUUAUUUAGACAAUGUCGACUCUUUGACCGAAUAUUUACAGUACAAUUUUACUGUAGAAUGCGAUGGAUAUAAAUCGAAAAAAGAGUGCUCAUUCCAAGAUUUGUGCUCAGGGCAGUGCAAUGACAAUCAAGUGAUUCCUCUCUUCAACUUGAUCUACCGUAACGCAUCUUCUCGUCUUCAUCCCAAUUUUCGACUUACUUAUCCAACAAUGCAUUUGUACAAUGACGAAUAUUAUGUUGGCGAACAUUUCGCUGGUGUCAAAAUCGAUCCGAACACACAAGUCAUUUCACGGGUGAAAGUCGUCGUUCUCUACUUCCGAACUGAUCGCCAAUCGCCACAAGUAUCGGCACUUAUUGACAGAUGGGAGAGAAGUCUUUUUGAUUAUGCUGAACAUUUCCAACAUCCAACACUUAAUAUGACAAUUAAUAGCGAUGCGAUGAUCGCGAAAGAAGUUCGUUCCAAUGGACUCUCGUGCAUUCCAUAUUUCUCAUUUUCCGUCAUUUUCGUUGUCGUCUUCAUAUUCGUCACCAACAAACGCGAGCACUUUGUCAUAUCUCAUUCGAUAGUGAUGUCGAUUCUCGGAAUUGCUGGUCCACUUAUGGCGAUCGGAACAACCUUCGGCUUCAUGCUUUUGUUCGGCGUCCCUUUCAAUUCGAUCACACUUGUCAUGCCAUUUUUGAUCAUCGGAGUCGGUUGCGACGAUGUUUUUAUUAUCAUUCAUGCGAUGAGAAAAACUGACAAAACGAAGUCAUUGGAACAUCAAAUUGCCGAAACAAUGGAAGAAGCGGGACCAUCGAUUACAGUUACUUCGGCCACUAAUAUUUUAUCAUUCGGAAUUGGGAUUCUCACUCCUACUCCUGCAAUUGCCCUCUUCUGUCUGUACACGUGUGUUGCUGUUGCUGUUGAUUUCAUUUAUCAGCUAACAUUCUUUGUUGCCGUUUUGGUUUAUGAAGAAAAACGAUUAGAGAAGAACCGCGAGAAGCGGCCGAUAGAAGAAGCUCAACAGAAUAAUAAAAAACAAGUGCUUGCCAUUCAACACUCAAUUCGUUAUACCACAGGAACUCAUCCACCGCCAGCGAAUCCCCAUGGUAUCGUAUCCACUUAUUGCCGAUUUUUGAAGGAUUGGAGGACGCGCCUUGGUCUUCUAGUUAUCCUUUGCGUUUACUGGACAGCGAGUAUUUGGGGAUGUCAGCACAUGGAAAUCAAAAUGGACACGACGAAUUUAAUAAUGAAGAACAGUCCAUUGCAUAAUAUUGCUUAUAUUUAUGAAACCUAUUUGUGGAGCGAAGGACAGCUCGUACUUGUCUUCGUCAACGAUCCGCCAGAUUUGAGCAAUGAAGUCAAUCAGCACGAAGUAUUGGAACUUGUGAAUCGGUUUGAGAAUCUUCCGUAUUCAAUGGGAAAGAAUUCCACAUCGAUUUGGCUUCGAUCAUUCCUUUAUCAAAGCUCAUUAUAUAAUAACAAGGAAGGGUUUUAUGAGAUUCUCGAUCAAUGGCUUGAAGAUCCUGAGAAUGGAGGAAUGAGAUGGAAUGAUAUGUUGAGGUUGAAGAAAAAUGAGAAUGGAACGACUAUUGGAAUCGACAAAUUCAUGUUCGCAACAGCCUGUGCAAUGGGCAAAGACGCCAAUUGGGGAACACGCGAGAAGCUUCAAAAGCAAUGGAGAGGCGUUGCGCACGAAUACAAUCAUUUCAAUGUUACUGUCUUCCAGGCAUAUUCCUUCUACAUUGAUCAACUUGAUUCGAUUGGUAGUACGACCAUGUCGACGGUAAUUGUUGCGGCCAUCACAAUGGAUCUUGCUUGUUUCUUGAUGAUCCCUAGUGCAAAUUCGAUUAUUUCAAGUUCCAUCGCAAUGCUUUCAAUCAAUUUGGGUGUAUUCGGCCUUCUUUCUGUCUGGAAUGUCAAUCUUGAUCCAAUCACAAUGUGCACCACCUUGAUGAGUAUCGGAUUCUCUGUGGAUUUUACUGCACAUAUCAGUUAUCAUUAUUACCGUAAUCCUGUCUCUUGGACCACUGAUGAAAGACUGGCUGAUGCGCUUAAAGGUAUCGGAUGGCCCAUGAUCCAGGCAGCUUCUUCGACUCUUCUUUGUAUGGCGCCUUUGCUGCUGAAUGACAGCUACAUGGUUACCGUAUUCGUAAAGACGAUAUUCUUAGUGACAGUUCUCGGAAUUCUUCACGGAAUCAUUUUCCUUCCAGCCCUUCUCCUAACGGUGGGAAAUACGAAAAAAGACGAUGAAAACGAUGAGAAGUCGAAUGAAAAGAGCGCUGAAAUCACACAGAAUUCAAGCUUUUCCAGCACGAGUAGUGAAAAACAACUAAUCAUAGAAAAUGAUAAGGGUACGAUCACGAUAAUGUAA
Messenger RNA from Caenorhabditis bovis, 2655 nucleotides. The record is from the annotation of a GenBank genome assembly. NCBI's taxonomy places the organism in Eukaryota, Metazoa, Nematoda, Chromadorea, Rhabditida, Rhabditidae.